Gasterosteus aculeatus aculeatus (three-spined stickleback) is the source of this 3380-nucleotide messenger RNA. RefSeq names its product protein phosphatase 1D. Gene Ontology annotation, biological process: protein dephosphorylation. Gene Ontology annotation, molecular function: cation binding; protein serine/threonine phosphatase activity. Lineage: Eukaryota; Metazoa; Chordata; Actinopteri; Perciformes; Gasterosteidae. The record is from RefSeq and is a predicted model, not a curated record.
CAGUACGUACAGCGGGACCUCUCAGAGAAGAUAAACAAAAAAAAGGAAGGAAGCCUUCGGCCGAACGAUCGCGGCAAAACCGGUUUAAAAAAAAUCAAACGUGCAAGCUUACGUUUAGCAACCUCAUGUGGCACUUUACUGCUUAAAGCCUCACCAUCUAACUUCCCCAGUCAUGGACGAGGGACUCAUAUUCCGAAUGAGUGCAUUUUCCGAGCAGGGGGGGAGGAAAUACAUGGAGGACGUGGUCGAGAUAAGAAUCGAGUACGAGCCGACGCCGCAGCCCGUCGAAGAUGAUCCAAAGGCGCAGGGACACGGAGUCCACGCGAAGGCGGACAGCGAACAGCCCAAACAAACGCCCGCAAACGAGGCAGCGGAGCGUACGAUCGCAGCCGAAUCGGGCCCGGCCUGCGCGAUGUGGGUCGAGAGCCCGCCUCGCGGGGACGAGCGCGCGCCGCCGCCGCCGCCGGUACCGCAGGAAGGGGUCGCGGAGCGUGCGGUCGACACGCGCAAGUCCGUGGCGUUUUUCGCUGUUUUUGACGGCCACGGGGGUCGAGAAGCGGCGCACUUCGCGAGGGACAAUCUGUGGGAUUUGUUAAAAAAGCAGCGGGGCUUCUGGUCGAAGGACCACGGCGAAGUGUGCGCCGCCCUGCGGAAAGGCUUCGUCGCCUGUCACCACGCGAUGUGGAAAGAGCUGCCGGAGUGGCCAAAGACCAUCACCGGCCUGCCCAGCACAUCAGGAACCACCGCCAGCGUGAUUGUGAUCCGCGGGGUCCACAUGUACGUUGCCCAUGUGGGGGAUUCCGCAGUAGUGGUCGGAGUGCAAGAAAACGACUCGGAUGUCACGCUGCAGGCCCUGGAAAUAACACAAGACCAUAAACCUGAACUUCCCAAAGAAAAAGAAAGGAUUGAACGCCUGGGUGGCAGUGUAAUGAAAAAAUCCGGGGUGAACCGCGUGGUGUGGAAGCGGCCCCGGCUGACCCACAACGGGCCUGUGAGGAGGAGCACCGUCAUCGACCAGAUCCCCUUCCUGGCCGUGGCCCGAUCCCUCGGUGAUCUGUGGAGCUACGACUUCUACAGCGGGGAGUUUGUGGUUUCCCCGGAGCCCGAUACCACCGUGAUGACCCUUGACCCCAACCGGCAUCGCUACAUCAUCCUCGGCAGUGACGGGCUGUGGAACAUGAUGCCACCCAAGAAUGCCGUCAAUAUGUGUUCCAGCCACGACAAAAUGGUGGGGCCGAAGGGGAUGUCCUGCGCCCGGCGGCUGGGAUGCACCGCCCUACUGUUCUGGAAAGAACGCAUGCUCCGUGCAGACAACACCACGGUGAUCGUCCUGGCGCUGCAGGAGCGCGGCGGCCCGCCCGUCCCGAUGCAUCGGGACGAGAUCGUUGUCGACAUGUCUACAGGAAUGGACCAUGUUCCCUUCCCGGGAACUACCUAUAACACAUGCGUGGUGCCAAAGCUGAGUGAUGCAGCAAACGCUCCCUCACAAGAACGUUCCACGGCUCUGUGGCGGGCGUGUGGGCUGCUUGAAGCAGCUUCCCGUCCCACCUCCCAGCACUUACCCGACGCCGACUCCGCGGGGGCCGCUCUGCCCCCCUCGGAUGGAUCAGUGAACGAUUUUGAAAAGCAGGACCCCCCGACCCAGACGGACUGCGCGCCUCCCUUUAAAAGGUCUCGCCGGUCUCCGCACACGCACACCAGACUAAGAGGCGGCCGCCGGCGGCCCGUCCCGUCCUCCGGCAAAGGCUCCACCCCGGAGGUCCCGGAAAAGAACCUAGAAAGUGAACAUUCCAGUCCAAGUCCAGGUCAGAAGAGAAGCUCCCCUGAGGAGAGCGGCAUCCUACCGCAGCACCCGAACUCCACUUUGUGCGUGUGCUGAUUUCUGCCUCUGAGGAGGGAAGGAUAAUCUGUAUCAGGGUCGCCACGGGCUUAUUCCUAGAUGUGUACUUUUUUUAUACAACAAGUCUUUGUUUUUGUAAAUAUGUGGGAGAUUUAAGAUUGUGAAUGUCUUGUGGUUUUAACCUUUUCUUCUUGUUCUCCUUGCUGUCCCUACUUUAAAAUUGAGUGUUGGCAGACAUUUUUAAAUCCGUUAAAUCUGCACAAUCUAUUUUCGUAUAAGUAUCUAUAGUAUAUUAUAAAAGAUGUAUUUUGAGGAUGAUAACUACAAUCUGAGGUAACAUCAGUUCUACAAGAUGAUGACACAUCCAGUAUCCAGGAUUUCUAAUGAAUGAAUUCUCUGUUUUAGAUUGAUUUGACUUGUCUGAUGCCGUAACAUCCCAGUCUUUUCUUUAUUCGAGUGAAUACCUCAGACUAGUUGUUUCUGGGAUGAAAUAUGCCAUUAUGCCAUUAUUCGUUUUGUUUUGAAGCCAUUGUUAGUGGUGAUACUGUAGCGUGAAAAUAAUGGAAUUAUUGGGGGGGAAAAAUGAUCUGAGGUAUUUUUUGAGUGUAGUUAUUAUGAAUCUGUUUCUUGUUUUGUAUUUACCAGUGACUAAUUAGGUACUUUGACGGUACUUUGCUUGACAAUUCUUCUUUGUCGGAGCGAUCCAUCUCCAUUUUUGACUCCGCCGAUGGGUAUUGGUACUGUAUAUGGUGCUCAUGUGAAAGCCAAGACCAAUACUUGUGCCUCACUGAAAGGAGGUUUGGAAUAUGCUUUCUUCUUUACUUACGUUUGCACAACACCCAGUUUAUUUGAAGUGCCACUUGGGCACUUAACACCAUUCCAAUAGCCCUUUCCAUGUUUCAUACCUUGUGUGGUCUGACCUCAUUACUUGUGUUUUUAAUCUGCGUAUCUGCGAAACACCUCGUGGUACGUUACAUGGGGUGUAUUGUGAUUUUGUAUCUUGCGUUAACAAUGGCAGCUCAGUUACUGUUUUAGCAGAUUUCUUUCGCCCCGUUCCUUUUCCAUUAAAGUGUAAUGGUUGCCUUGCACAAAUGAGUCAAAGGUGCUAUUCACACGUUUUCAUAUUUAGGACUCAAACGGGUGAGAAUCUCCAGGAUAUCUCAAUGCGAGUACUGCUGUGGCCCGGCUUGUCACCUUACCAUCCACACCUCCGGCGGAUGGUAAGGUGACAAAGCAGACUGUUGAUUUUUUUGAUUUUUUUCACAGCAAGUCGAUAUGCAAUAGAAGUUUGUACAUUACAUUAUUAUGCAAAAUGUUUUUUCAGGAGUCAAGCAUGCUCGGAUAUACUCUUAUGUUGUGAAGUGUCCAGAGGUAAUGGAUGUUAAUAGCCGGUGUGUGUUUUUUGACGAUGACAAUACUUUGUGUCUGGCUUCAUAUCCACUGCAACCAGUUUUCAGGACUAACUGUAUAAGCUACAUGCGUUGAAAGGGACGGGAUAAACAUUUGUCUGUGUGUUGUAAUAAAGUUCUCAUUUUCUAUA